Messenger RNA from Mucor mucedo, 4132 nucleotides. RefSeq names its product DNA topoisomerase. Gene Ontology annotation, cellular component: nucleus. Gene Ontology annotation, biological process: DNA topological change; resolution of meiotic recombination intermediates; sister chromatid segregation. NCBI's taxonomy places the organism in Eukaryota, Fungi, Mucoromycota, Mucoromycetes, Mucorales, Mucoraceae. Gene Ontology annotation, molecular function: DNA binding; ATP binding; DNA topoisomerase type II (double strand cut, ATP-hydrolyzing) activity. The transcript has 3 exons. The record is from RefSeq and is a predicted model, not a curated record. The coding region runs from base 48 to 4058 and encodes 1336 amino acids.
UUUUUUUUUUCUUUUUUUGUUGUCUACAUCUAUUUCUUAACAUUAAAAUGAGUGAUACGGAAGACGCGUUCACCUUUUCAAGUAGCGAGGAUGGUAACUCUGGCAAUGAGUCGGAAGAGUUUACUUUAGAUUAUGAGCCUAGUGUAAAGAAACGCAAGACGACAGCCUCUACCUCCAAAACUGUCAAGAAAGCACCUGCUAAGAAAGCUGCUGCAGAAAAAAAGACACCUGCUCCUAAAAAGACACCUGCCCCUAAAAAGACACCUGCUCCCAAAAAGGCAGCCGCACCUAAAAAAACAACAACAGCUGCUGCUGCUGCUGCUGCUCCUAGUGGUAAUAUCAGCUCGUUCUUUCAAAAGACAUCUAUUGACACGUCCAAAGCCUCUUCAUCCACUGAUGCUUUAGAUUCACCUACUUCACCUAAACCCAAGGCGAUUAAAAAGACAGUAACUAAGAAAAAGGACGAAGACACAGAGAUGACCGAAGCAUCCCCACCUAAAAAGAAGGCCAAGGAUUACAGCGAAGAAAACAAAACAGUAGAAGAAAUUUAUCAAAAGAAGACUCAACUUGAACACAUCUUGCUUCGUCCUGAUACUUAUAUUGGCUCAAUUGAAGCAGAGGAACAAGAAAUGUGGAUCUUUGAUUCUGAAGAUGAGACAAUUAAAAAGAAGAAGAUCAAGUAUGUGCCUGGAUUGUACAAGAUUGUUGAUGAAAUUUUGGUGAAUGCUGCCGAUAACAAGAUUCGUGAUCCUAGUAUGGAUACGAUUAAGGUAGUGAUUGAUCGUGCGGAAAACUUUAUCUCCAUUCAGAAUAACGGUCGUGGUAUUCCUAUUACUGAGCACAAGGAGGAGAAAUGCUAUGUUCCUGAACUUAUCUUUGGUCAUCUCUUGACAUCAUCCAACUACAAUGAUAAUGAAAAAAAAGUAACGGGUGGUCGUAACGGUUAUGGUGCUAAACUUUGUAACAUCUUUAGUACCGAAUUUACGGUCGAGACAGGAGAUAAAGAACGUCAACUUAAAUACAAGCAAGUGUUUAAGAACAACAUGAGUGUUACGGGUAAACCCAAGAUCACUUCUAAUGCUGCUGGUACUCAAUUCACGCGUAUCUCAUUUAAACCCGAUCUUGCUAAAUUUGGUAUGGAGGAGAUGGAUGCUGAUUUUGAAGCAUUGAUCAAGAAGCGUGUGUAUGAUAUGGCAGGUGUCGUGGAAGGUGUCGGUGUAUAUUUAAACGGUACCAAGGUUCCAGUCAAGGGCUUUAACAAGUACUGUGAGUUGUACACCAAAACUUUGGAAAUUAGAAAUGCUGAAGGCAAGAAGCCCAUCAUCAAUGAUCCUGAAAAUAAUCCUCGUUGGGAAGUCAAUUUCGCUGUUAGUGAUGGACAAUUUAAUCAGAUCAGUUUUGUCAAUAGUAUUUGUACUGCUAAAGGUGGCACCCACGUUAAUUAUAUUGCCGACCAAAUCGUCAAGGCGCUUUUACCUGAAGUUCAACGUAAGACCAAUAACAAGACAGUUAAGCCUUUCCAGAUCAAGAAUCAUAUGACUAUUUUCGUUAAUUGUUUGAUUGAAAAUCCUGCAUUUGAUUCCCAAACAAAGGAAAACAUGACAUUGCGUGCUAGUAGUUUCGGCUCUACUUACAAGGUCAGCGACAAGUUUUUAGGCUUGAUUGCCAAGUCGGGUAUCAUUGAUAAUAUCGUACGUUGGGUCAAGUUUAAGGAAGAUGAACAAAUGUCUAAGGCUGAUACGGGUAAAAUGGCACGUCGUCUCAAGAUUCCCAAGCUCGAAGAUGCUAACCUUGCUGGUGUCAAGCCUCAUAACAAGAAAUGUACCUUGAUUUUGACAGAGGGAGAUUCCGCUAAAGCCCUUGUCUUGAGUGGUCUUUCUGUGGUCGGAAGAGAUCAUUUCGGUGUUUUCCCACUUCGUGGUAAAGUGCUGAAUGUCCGUGAUGCUACCAAUACGCAAAUCAUGAACAAUGCUGAAAUUACCAACAUCAAGGCCAUUCUUGGUUUGAAGCACGGUAAAACUUACACGAAUUCCGACGAGCUUCGAUACGGUAAACUCAUGUUGAUGACUGAUCAGGAUCAUGAUGGUUCCCAUAUCAAGGGUCUCUUGAUCAAUUUUAUCGAUAGUAUGUUUCCUUCUUUAUUGGAUAUUCCUGGUUUCCUCUUAGAAUUUAUUACACCCAUUAUCCGUUGUCGUCAUAAACGAAACAAGAAAGAGGUUUCCUUUUUCACCAUCCCCGAGUACGAGACAUGGGCCGAGAUCAAUAACAAGAAUAGUGAAUGGGAACCCAAGUAUUUCAAGGGUUUGGGUACUUCAGAUAAAGCCGAUGCACGCAAGUAUUUCAGUGAUUUAGCUACUCAUAAAAAGGAAUUCGAAGUCGCUUCCACUGAAGAACGUCAAUUGGUGGAUAUGGCCUUUAACAAGAAGAGAGCUGCUGAUCGUAAAGAAUGGUUGGCUUCAUAUGAACCAGGAAUUUUUAUUGAUCAUAAUGUUGAGAAGAUUAAGAUUACGGAUUUCGUAAAUCGUGAAUUGAUGCUUUUCAGUAUGGCCGAUAAUAUCAGAUCGAUUCCUUGUGUUGUAGAUGGUUUCAAACCGGGUCAGCGUAAGGUGUUCUUUGGUACCCAUAUACGUGAAAAGACUUCGGAAAUUAAGGUGGCUCAGUUAGCAAAUUAUGUGGCUGGAAAAACCCAAUACCAUCACGGUGAAGCCAGUAUUGCCUCCAUUGUGAUUAAUAUGGCCCAAGAUUAUGUGGGUAGUAACAAUAUCAAUCUGUUGGUUCCCUGUGGUCAGUUCGGUACCCGACAUGAUGGUGGUAAAUCUGCUGCUAGUCCUCGUUACCUUUUCACGAAAUUAGCUAAAAUUGCGCGUACCAUCUAUCAUCCUGAUGAUGACCCAAUCUUGGAUUACUUGAUUGAAGAGAAUAAGCCAAUUGAACCUGCUUGGUAUAUCCCAAUUAUUCCUAUGGUGCUUGUGAAUGGUGCAGAUGGUAUUGGUACUGGUUGGAGUACAACCAUUCCUAAUUACAGUCCCCGUGUGCUAGCUGAGAACUUGAAACGUUUGAUGAAUGAUGAGGAAGUUCUCAAAAUGUCACCUUGGUUCCGUGGUUUCAAGGGUACUAUCUCACCUGCAGCAGAAGCAGGUAAAUAUAUCUCGAGUGGUGUAGCUGAGGUCAAUAGCGAUGGUCAUAUCAAGAUCACCGAAUUACCUGUACGUCUUUGGACUGACUCAUUCAAGGAAAACUUGGAAAAUAUGCGUGAACCAAAGGAUAAGAAGCCUGAGAUCAAUGUAUUGGACUUCACCAACAAUUCAACGGAUAUGGCAGUCGAGUUUACAGUGGAAGUAGAUGAAACCAAUUUGGCUAAAGCGGAGGAUAUUGGAUUAUUAAAGGCACUCAAGAUGACGUCGAAUAUCAAUACAACGAACAUCGUGUGUUUCGAUAAGGAUGGCAAGAUUCGCAAAUACGAAAGUCCCGAAGAGAUCUUGAAGGAGUUUUAUGUGCUUCGACUGGAGUAUUAUGUCAAGCGUAAAGAGCACUUAAUUUCUAAGUUAGAAUAUGAGUACACACGUUUGGACAAUAUGGCUAAGUUUAUCGAUUUGGUUAUUACCAAAAAAUUGGUGUAUAUUAACCGUAAGGAAGAGCUUGUGGUGGCCGACAUGAAGAAGAAUGGGUUAAAGCAAAUCUAUUCUCCCAAGAAGAAGAGUGCUUUGAUCGUUAACGAUGAUGAUGAAGAAGAACCAGAGAAGGAGGAGGGAGAUGGAUACAACUACCUGCUCACUCUCAAUGUACGUCAAUUUACCGAACAAAAGGUUAAAGAUUUAAUCAGUAGAAAAGAGAAAAAGUAUGAAGAGUUGCAAGAAAUCCGAGGUACACCUCCCAAGACUUUCUGGCGUCGUGAUUUGGAUGCCAUGUUGGUGCAGUGGGAUGCCAUGUUGAAGGAAGAUGAUAUUCUUAGUGCACAAGCUCAACCCUUGGCUUCGUCUAACAAAGGUAAAAAGAGAAAGAGAGUUGUUAAGCCAAAAGCCAAGGCAGAAGAUGAUGAUGAUGAUUUUGCCAUGUAAAUGCAAAAGAAAUAAAAGAAGAAACAAUGGAUGUAACCUUUGCGGGUCUAAUUGAAUAAACUAUUAUAAAAUUC